AAUGCAACAAACUCGUGUGUUUUGACAGUUCGCGCGAGAUGUCAGAGAGCAAGCCUCAGGUGGGAGAUCUAGCCGAAGAGUUGGACCAGCUCACGUGGUCUGAAACGGCUCGGCUGAGUGCCCAGCUCGGAAUGAAAUCUUCCGUUCUGCGGGAGAUCCGCGAAAGCAAACAGCGCGACGACAUAAAACUCUUGAAAACCAUGGAACUGUGGCUCAAAUCGGACCAGAACGCCUCCUGGACGAGGGUGGUAAGAGCUCUCAACGCCAUACGAAAGAACGUUCUGGCGCAGGAGAUGGAGUGGAAGUACUGCAGACCCGCACCGGCGAGUCGCUCGGCAGACUCCGCACUUCACGCCGUCGGCGUCCGGUCGUUCAGUCGUCCAAAACCUGUCGCCAACCCUGAAGCUGCUGCUCCGUCCAUUGCCCGGGCCUCUGCAGCUGAAUCACUGGAGGCAGUCAUGUGAACCUCUGGACCUACAGCAGCUACAGCAGCUAGAACUCCCACGAUCCCUACCCACUUCCCACGAAGAAGAACAAAGCCUUCGGCACGUAGCUAACUGCAGAGCAAGAACUAAACCAGUUCUAGUCCAUUUGAUUACCAGUCACGGCACCUGAGUUCCACUCCCGACAAAGUCGCUCUCCCUCUUGGCUGUGCUAAGCUACUGUUCUUCAAUCUCGAAGCCAUCGUCGUCAUUUCUCCUCUUCCCCUCCCUCCUCGAUGCCUCGCGGAAAUCAAAGUUUCCUCUGCAAUUCCACUGGAUUCCUCCGACCAGCGGCUCAACCUGAGGCCCCAGCCGUCUUCCCAAGAGUUCCCAGACAGAUCUGAACUCGAAAACUGAUGCCAUUUCCGACACUUUGUGGUGACAUAAUCGAGGGAACCGUGAUAUUCCUUUAUUCUUUAUAGCUAAAAAUAUUGUAUUUUGUACAGUGCUGUGGUGUAAAUAAUAAUUAUAGGUUAUACUGCUCGCCAAUGGAAAAUAUGCGAUUUAGACGGUA
Molecule: messenger RNA, 996 nt
Organism: Geodia barretti
Lineage: Eukaryota; Metazoa; Porifera; Demospongiae; Tetractinellida; Geodiidae
Source: the annotation of a GenBank genome assembly